AGCCCGCGCAAUGGCUAUCUCGUGCUGUGUAACCUCUCCUCUUCCCCGCUGUUCUCCAGUCCCCUCUCUCCCUUGGCGGAUACCUAAUUUCUCUGCUCGAAUCUCUGUUGAGACAUCGUUUUCGAAGAAGAGCAAUCGGAGCACCGUGCACUGCUCGGUGAUGGGCCGACUUGUGUUUGACUCCUCUUCUUCUUCAUUUCGUAAAGGAGAAGGCGGAGGUAACGGAGAUGCAGAGUUUUGUGUGGUAACCUUCUAUAAGUUCGUUUUAAUUGAAGAUCCCGAGGGAGAGGUUGCCAAGCAUCAAGAAUUCCUUCAGGGGCAUGACAUAAAUGGUCGAAUAUAUGUGAAUGAGCAAGGCAUCAAUGCACAGUACAGUGGUCCGGUUGACGAUGCUCUAGCUUAUGCAGAUUGGCUUAAAGAAGAUCUUAGAUUUUCUGAUAUUCUGGUUCAAACUUCACCAGCUUUAGAUGGUCAUGCUUUUCCAAGAUUGAAAUUGCGGUAUAAACCUUCUCUUGUACAGCUUGAAGGAGGUAUGUCUCACCUCCCUGUGCUAGACCCUACUAUGAGAGCUGCCCUGUUGACUCCAGCGGAAUGGAGAGAAAGAUUGCAGGCUUCAACUAAUAAGUUGGAAAAGCCAAACAAAGCGAGAGGCUCAAAUCAUGAUAGAAGGCCAAUACUUCUUGAUGUGAGAAAUGGUUAUGAGUGGGAUGUCGGCCAUUUUCAAGGUGCUGAACGGCCAGAGGUGGAUAGUUUCAGACACACUUCUGUUGGGCUUUCAAGUGAUGAGGCAGUGCCAGCGACGAAAAAAUUCAAAUUGAAUUGCAUUGUACCACAUUUGGAGGAGAAAUUGGAUGAUAUGUUCACUGGCGUUGUAGCAACAGGAGCUCAUGCUUUCUCCUUAAAUGAGCAGGGCUUUGCCAGCUUAGCACAGGAUAUGGAGACCGAGCAUAUAGGUGACUCAGGAGAAGGUCUCAACCAAAUCUAAACAGACGUUCAAUCCGCUGGUGGGAUAAAACGUCCCCGACCUGAAAAAAAGAAAAAGGGCUUCGCAUUUACUAGAGGUACUAUUGAAACAUUGCUUGAAACUUGUAAAACAAAGUCCAAACCAGCGAAAAACAACACAAUUCAGGAGUGUGUUCAGAUCCUUAACACAUAUCCUGAUAUUAAGGAAGACAAAGCUAUGUAUGUAAAAUAUGUGAAGUUUUUAGGGACCCCAACUCACAGACAGCUCUUUGCGACUUUGGACCUAGAAUUCUGACUUGUCUAUUUGCGUUCUUUCAUAAAUGAUUGACUGUUAUUUACUGUAUCUUCAUUGCUACUGUUAUAUCUUUGUACUAUUUAUGUGAUGGACUCUUCUAUAUUUAUUUCUU
This is a messenger RNA of Phalaenopsis equestris, 1370 nucleotides long. Its product is annotated as rhodanese-like domain-containing protein 8, chloroplastic. The coding region runs from base 11 to 985 and encodes 324 amino acids. Gene Ontology annotation, molecular function: zinc ion binding. The transcript has 6 exons. Lineage: Eukaryota; Viridiplantae; Streptophyta; Magnoliopsida; Asparagales; Orchidaceae. The record is from RefSeq and is a predicted model, not a curated record.